CUAUAUAGGUAGCAGCCGGUGCCGGAGCACGCCGUUGCGUGAGGUGCUUCCCGUCGCCCGGUGCUGAAGUGACGCCUCCUGCUGCCGGCCCNGCUCCGCACGCAGUUUUCAGUUGACCAAAGAAAUGGUGAUGGAGAAGCCAAGUCCCCUGCUGGUCGGGCGGGAAUUUGUGAGGCAGUAUUAUACUCUACUGAACCAGGCACCAGACUACUUGCACAGGUUUUAUGGAAAGAAUUCUUCCUAUGUCCAUGGUGGCUUGGAUUCCAAUGGAAAACCAGCUGAUGCGGUCUAUGGGCAGUCGGACAUCCACAAGAAGGUGCUGUCACUGAACUUCAAGGAUUGCCACACGAAGAUCCGUCAUGUGGAUGCCCAUGCAACUCUCAAUGAUGGUGUUGUGGUGCAGGUGAUGGGAGAGCUCUCCAAUAACAUGCAGCCAGUGCGCAGGUUCAUGCAGACAUUUGUGCUUGCACCAGAGGGUUCUGUUGCAAAUAAGUUUUAUGUCCAUAACGACAUCUUCCGCUACCAAGAUGAGGUCUUUGGUGAUUCAGACACUGAGCCACCUGAGGAAUCUGAGGAGGAGGUGGAGGAACCUGAGGAAAGGCAGCAGACACCAGAAGCAGUUCCUGAUGACACUGGGGCUUACUAUGAGCAGGCUGUCAGCAAUGACUUGGAAGAACAGCUGGAAGAGCCAGUAGCAGAACCAGAACCUGAGCCCGAGCCAGAGCCUGAACAGGAGCCUGAAGCAGAAGUGCAGGAAGAAAAGUCUGAGCCGGUACUGGAGGAAGCAGCUCCUGAGGAAACUGUGCAGAAGAGUCCUUCUCCAGUUCCUGCAGACCCAGCUCCUGCAGUGCAAGAGGACUCCAGGACAUUUUCAUGGGCAUCUGUAACUAGUAAGAACCUCCCACCCACUGGAGCUGUUGCAGUGUCAGGAAUACCACCUCAUGUUUUAAAAGUACCAGCCUCACAGCCUCGCCCUGAGUCCAAACCUGAAUCUCAAACUCCACCACAGAGGCCUCAGAGGGAUCAGAGGGUGAGGGAGCAGCGAACAAGCAUCCCACCACAGAGAGGACCCAGACCAAUUCGUGAAGGUGAACAAGGUGAUAUGGAGACUAGACGGAUUGUGAGGUACCCAGACAGUCACCAGCUUUUUGUUGGGAACCUUCCUCAUGAUGUGGAUAAAUCUGAAUUGAAGGAUUUCUUCCAAAGUUAUGGCAAUGUUGUAGAACUCCGAAUCAACAGCGGCGGAAAGCUCCCAAACUUUGGGUUUGUGGUGUUUGAUGACCCUGAACCAGUUCAGAAGAUUCUUAGCAACAGGCCUAUCAUGUUCAGGGGAGAGGUACGCCUGAAUGUGGAAGAGAAGAAAACUCGAGCUGCCAGGGAGGGUGAUCGCAGAGAUAACAGACCCCGUGGACCUGGAGGCACUCGUGGGGGGCUGGGAGGUGGGAUUCGAGGGCCUCCACGUGGAGGGAUGUCUCAGAAACCAGGAUUUGGAGCUGGAAGGGGCAUCGGGCAACGCCAGUGAAUACAUCGUGGAUGAUGACACAAUGGCACAAACCUUUGUUCCUGCAGAUUUGUGAAUUUCAGCCUUGGGUAUCUUGGAAUGUGGCCCUAGCCUGUUAUAGACUGCUACGUUUGAUACUAUUUUGGCCCUUUUUUGUUUGUGUUAUGGUUUUUUGUGAUUUUUUUUUUUUUUCUAGUCCUUGUCCCAGAUUCCAGCUUUGUGGAACAAUAUUAGGAAAAGUGGAUUUUAAAAAAAGAACUGAGUUUCCUUGCUCAUUGCAAACUGAUGGACUGGAUUUCUUGUACCAGUGGUCUUUCCUAAUGGAUUGUUUUUUCCCUGUAUACUGAAAUUGAAUGCAUUUCAGUCAGUUGGAAUAAUCUUUCAUCUGCAUGUGUUGGAGAGCCUGUAGGAAAACCUAGCACUUGGCAAGCAUUUCAAGGGCAGGAAAACUAUUGUUUAUUCCCUGAGGGUCAUGUGAACAUCCUCUGGUCUGGAGAUGUUGCCACUUGAAAAAUUGACAUUCACUCUUCUCUGUGGCGCUGUAAAAGUGGAAUAAAGGGCAUCCAUAGUCUUUUUUUUUUUUUCUUUUUCUUUUGAUACAUGAUCACGAAAAGGAAUUCUAACUACUGUUCUACCACUUACAAAUUUUGGAUUGUGGGAUAGGUUUUAAAUGUCUAGAACUUGACUCUUAAAACACUUUUCCUGAACUUGUGAAAUUUUUUAUUGAAAUAGGGAGUUUUUUUUCAUGUUUAGUUUGUAUUUGUAUAAAAAAAAAAAGCAAAAUUGUUGUGCCUUCUAUUUAUCUCUCAUUCCAGUCUUGGCAAAUUGUUAAAAAAAAAAAAAAAAUAAAAAUAAAAAAAGUCUAGAUUUGCUUUAUCAA
Molecule: messenger RNA, 2381 nt
Organism: Gavialis gangeticus (Gharial)
Lineage: Eukaryota; Metazoa; Chordata; Crocodylia; Gavialidae
Gene: G3BP1
Product: G3BP stress granule assembly factor 1
Exons: 13
Coding region: 125-1522 (465 amino acids)
Cellular component (GO): cytosol; ribonucleoprotein complex
Molecular function (GO): mRNA binding
Source: RefSeq, a predicted model, not a curated record